Temnothorax curvispinosus is the source of this 2855-nucleotide messenger RNA. RefSeq names its product protein unc-45 homolog B-like. Gene Ontology annotation, molecular function: Hsp90 protein binding. The record is from RefSeq and is a predicted model, not a curated record. Lineage: Eukaryota; Metazoa; Arthropoda; Insecta; Hymenoptera; Formicidae.
CCACCAUGGCGAAGUCAGUUGUGAGUGCAAAGGAAUGGAACGAGAAGGGUAAUGAAGAGUUUGAAAAAGGCAAUUGGUCUGAAGCAUUAAGUCACUACACAAACGCACUGAAUGUAGAAGAGAACGAUCAUGACAAAAGAAUGUACUAUGGAAAUCGAAUUGCUACUUAUUUAAAGCUGGGCAAUUACGAGAAAGUGGUUGAAGACUGCAACAAUGCGUUAAUAAUAUGUUGUAACAAAAUACUGUAUCACAGAUAUCAAGCACUAAUAGCGUUAGACAAAUUCGAGGAGGCAUUUCGGGACGCGGAGAUCAUUAUUUCAUGUGAUCCCAAUAACAAAGUUAUUCAGCCCGUAGCGACGCGCUUACGUGAAAUUGUACAAGAUCGUCGCAAUAAAGAUAUAAAAAUUAGUGCCAAGGUAUCAAAUUUGCUGGAUCAAGCAUUUGACGUGAACGUAAGUGAGAAGGGACGUGAAGUCGCUAUGAAUAAUUUGCUUGUGCUCACACGUGACGAAGCUGGUGUCGAGGAGAUCUUCAAAAAGGAAGGUGUAUUGAAAAUCGCACAACUUGUGAAAGUGGACACGAACGAGGAAGUAAUCUGUAGCGCGAUUCGUAUUGUGGGCGAGUUAUGCAAAAACAAUAUUAGUCGAACCGAGUCUGUUAUGAAAUCCGUCGGUUUGCCUCGGUUCCUGGAAAUAAUGAACAGCACAUCUAUACAGAGAGUUAAUGCGUCUCAAUAUUGUUUACAGAAUAUAUUGAACACUUACAGCGGUGUGACUAAUAAACUCUAUUCAAAACCCGACGAGGCUUUGUGCGCGGCGCAUAAGAAGGAAAUAGACACCAUUCUGUUGUGUUUGUCGUACAGUAUAACGAGUAUAACGUUAACAGGCCUUGCUAGAGACGCAAUAAUAGAACUUAUUAUGCAUAACAUUCAUUGCGUAACUAAGUUAGAUUGGGCCAAACGAUUUGUCGAACUUCGCGGUGUGCAAAGAUUGAUGGAGGUAGCCAGUGAAACGGAGGAAUACAAAUACAAAUUCUCGAUGAACAUCACAUCCUCCACGCAAACUAUAACUAGUGUGUGCUUAGCAAAAAUAUAUGAAAACGUGUACUAUGAUGAUAAGAAAACAUUUAUCAACGCCAUUGAUGAAUUUAUUGAAGAUAAAUUGCAUUCGCCUGACAUAGAAUCUAAAGUACGUGUAGUAGUUGCGAUAACAGUUUUAUUAUUGGGCCCGUUGGAGGUUGGAAACACAGUUGUGGCUAAAGGAGGGAUUUUAGAAAUGAUCCUCGUUAUGGCAGGAACGGAUGAUGUAUUGCAACAGAAAGUAGCUCUCGAAUGUAUCGUUGCCGCUAUGACCAAAAAAGACAAAGCCUGCGCGAUUGUAAAUCAGGGUGUAGAUGUAUUGAAAAAGCUAUGUCAAUCCAAGGAUGAUUUAGUUCGGGUUCGAGCGUUAGUGCGAUUUUGCGAGAUGGGUAGUUCCGGAGACUCAGAUGUGACUAUCAGACCGUUCGCGGACGGAGUAACCAAGGAAUUGGCAGAGGCUUGCAGACGAUUGUUGAUUAAUCCAAAGAAAGAAAAGAGAGAAUGGGCCAUAAAAGGUCUGUCGUAUCUGACUUUCAACACCGGAGUCAAACAGGAGUUGAUCAAGGAUAAAAGAGCCAUUCAUACGAUGAUUGAGAUCGCCAAGACUGGUGAUCGAUCGGUUCUCUUCGGCGUGCUUACGACGUUGGUGAACUUGUGUAACGCUUAUGACGAUGAGCAAGAACACGAGAUGAUAGAAUUGACAAAGUUUGUCAAAUAUUAUUUUCUCGAGGAACCUGAACUGGACGACCUGGACAACUCCGUAGAAAGAUUGUGCGCAUUAGCAAAGGCCGGUGUGAUCAGCGAUCUGGUGGACGUCGCUAAAACGGACAAUCAGAACUGCAAGGAAUUGAUAGCACGCGUUUUCAACGCGAUUUGCAGUGAACAGACAUUGAGAGAAAUGGUUGUUGAUGAAGGCGGCACGGAGGCAUUGUUGUCGUUAGCGCUGGAUGGCACAGUCGAGGGAAAGAAGCAAGCUUCGCUAGCUUUGGUCCGUUUGGCACGGAACCUCACGAAACGUCCUGAGGUUAUAAUUCGCGGUCAACUAAUCACGGAGGUUGUUCAACCGAUCGUAAGUCUUCUGUACCCGGAGUGUUCCGUUAAUGAGAAUUGCCAGACUCUAACAGCUUUGUGCAAUCUAGCUGAAGUCAACGACAGCGUGCGAGAACAUAUAUCCAAAGAAGGAAUAUUUCAGAAGAUUGAAGCCUUUAGGUACGAGAGGGAUUAUCUUUUGAGAUUGGCGUCUGCAAAUCUUAUAAACAUUUUGUUAUUAAGCCGUGAAGUCGCUAUUCAAUAUUUCGAGCAAGAUAAUUCUCGAGUUGAGUAUCUUAUGUUAUUGUACAAGGACGAGAAUCAAGAUAUUAAGUUUGCAGCAGCUGCAGCUCUAGUGAAGCUGACGGUGGCCAACAAAGAGGCUUGCAAGAAAGUUUUCGACUCGAAUUUCUGGCUGGAAUUCCUACGCUCUUUACUCACCAAUCCCAGCAAUAAUAUACAAGAAAUGGGUGUUAUAUUUGUGCUAAGUAUGAUAAGAAGCGUGGAAGAUGUUGCUGCAAAACUCGAAACAGGCAUAAUAAUGGAACUACUGAGAACAUUAAGAAACAAGAACAGUACCGUGCAGAACGAGAAUAUCAAGGAAUUGACAUCCAUUGCUUUAGAGGCUGUUGCGGAACGAUCUAGUAAAGAAGCACUCAUCAUAAUAAGAUGGGAACGUGAUACAGCACGUCGAUUAGGGAAAUUAGACCUUCUAAAUCGUCUGGAAAUAAAGUUAUGGACAGUCUAA